CUCAAGCAGCAUGGACGCACGUCUGUGAAGCUCCCGCAGCACUGGGGACGGAGCACAACUAAACGGACUACAGAGCACAAAAUAAAGGUACCCAAAGACCCACAAUGUCUCAGAGGCAGAAACAGAAAGCUGCCAAAGAAGAAUGAGCGUCCUUUUUUAUGGCCAGAUCCGCCGCGAAAAAACCGCGGGGAAACCGGCGGCCUAGUACAAGAUGGCGACGGAGAUUGCUCCCGCGAGGGAUCCAUGUCACUUACAACUUCUAUCACCUCCCUGGCAGAACAGCCCCUUACCACAACCUCAAUGAGGCUCAUGCUGGCCGAACUAGCUGACAACUUUCAGCUGCUAUGA
Messenger RNA from Pelobates cultripes (western spadefoot toad), 348 nucleotides. Lineage: Eukaryota; Metazoa; Chordata; Amphibia; Anura; Pelobatidae. The record is from the annotation of a GenBank genome assembly.